This is a messenger RNA of Daphnia pulex (common water flea), 1446 nucleotides long. It is a transcript of the gene SF2, whose product is annotated as serine/arginine-rich splicing factor 1-like. The transcript has 6 exons. Gene Ontology annotation, molecular function: mRNA binding. The coding region runs from base 183 to 971 and encodes 262 amino acids. Lineage: Eukaryota; Metazoa; Arthropoda; Branchiopoda; Diplostraca; Daphniidae. The record is from RefSeq and is a predicted model, not a curated record. Gene Ontology annotation, cellular component: ribonucleoprotein complex; cytoplasm; nucleus.
AAUGCUCCAUGGCUGACGCCAUUACCCGUUCAGAAAAAUUUACGGCAUUUUUCUGUUUGACAAGGGGCGCCUAACACCCAAGACUACUGUGACGUCUUUUUUCGAAAAAGCAAAUUCCGUAUUCGAAUUCGAUUUAACAUACACAUUUGGCAACUAACCGUAAGUGACAAGAAACAGUCAGUAUGUCAAGUUCUCGCAACAAUGAAGCCAGAAUCUACGUCGGUAACUUGCCACCCGACAUUCGCACUAAGGACAUUGAAGACUUAUUCUACAAAUUUGGAAAGAUUGCAUACAUUGAUUUAAAGAACCGACGAGGACCUCCUUUUGCUUUUGUUGAAUUUGAAGAUCCCAGGGAUGCUGAGGAUGCUGUGCAUGCUCGUGAUGGCUAUGACUAUGAUGGAUAUCGUUUGAGAGUGGAAUUUCCAAGAGGAUCACAGAAUUCUGGUGGUGGACACAGGGGUAGUGGUGGUCGAAGUGGAGGAAGAGGUGGUGAUGGAGGUAGAGGAGGGGGUGAUGGUGGGGGUAGCAAUGGUGGAGGCAGGAGUCGAGGGCCACCAGCAAGAAGAACAAAUUACAGAGUCAUUGUAACUGGUCUUCCUCCUACUGGAUCAUGGCAAGAUUUAAAAGAUCACAUGAGAGAAGCUGGUGAUGUGUGUUAUGCUGAUACCUAUAAAGAUGGAACUGGAAUGGUUGAAUUCCUUCGCUACGAGGAUAUGAAAUACGCCAUCAAGAAAUUAGAUGACUCAAGAUUCCGUUCACAUGAGGGAGAAGUAUCAUAUGUGCGCGUUAAGGAAGAUAGCGGAGACGGUCGCAGCGGCGGAACUCGUGAUCGAUCGCGAUCUUAUUCUCCAGCCGGUGGUGGCGGCAAAACACGUGGAAGUCGCGGCUCCCCCAGCUAUUCCCCCGUUCGUCGUGGUGGUUCAUAUUCCCGUUCGCGCUCACGCUCACCUCGUUCCAGAUCACGAUCUUAAAAAAGUUAUGGAAACGAGAAAAAGGCAAAACUAAACAAAAAGACAAAAGUUGUGCGAUGUGGACAACAAAAAGCUUAAGGAUUGGAAGGACUGGAGGAGGAAAGGGGUCUUUGGUAUUGUCUCCAUGGUUCAUACUAUAUUUUCAAAAUUCUUAGAUGAAUAGCAAAUCUUUUAAAUUGCAAAAACCAAUUUUUUUUUUUUUUACAACAAGCUACAUCAAAGAUUUCAAUUUUUUAUGAGAAACUCAAAAUAUGUUUCUUGGGUUAUGAUUUUGGCAUUUGCAAUUAUUGCUACUAAUCAUUCAGUUUCUUCUCGACGUACACGUAAUCCUUUUUGGUUUCGAAUACCCUCAGAGCUCCCCGAUUCCAACCAACUAAUUUUUUUUUUUCCGUGAGCAACCUCAUCCUUUCCUUUUUCCCCUCCCUCUUGUAAUACACAAAAUAGCUGUGCGUCGAAUAAACAUGAUUCUCAUUUU